This is a messenger RNA of Caenorhabditis sp. 36 PRJEB53466, 466 nucleotides long. Lineage: Eukaryota; Metazoa; Nematoda; Chromadorea; Rhabditida; Rhabditidae. The record is from the annotation of a GenBank genome assembly.
AUGACACAAACCAUUUUGGAUGGCGGAAAAGAUGACACUGGGUACUACACGCCGAAAAACAUACUGAAUCCGGCCAUGUUCAGGUGAAUUCCUUUCAAUUCAAUCCGUAUAAAUAGAAGCUCUAGACUAGCAGAGAUAACUCGAGCUUUGAGCGAAGUCAACAUGGAAAUCGAACAGGAGAAGCUGUUCGACGACAGAAGACACACGAUCAACGUGGAGCAGUUCAGCCACGAAGAGGAAGACCGACUCUCCCCACAGCACAUCAAAGACGUCGAGGGGUGAGCGAAUCACUGCCCUUGUUCAACUAUCACCUGAUUGCAGGAUACAAAUGAGAAGACAAAGCGAACGAAGAAAAUCCGGAUGGACGAAGACUUUGAAGAAGCACGAAGAUAACAUCGGAAGAGGAUUACUAAUAAUCCUCGUGAUUUGCAUCGCCUUAAUAGUUGUCCUAAUCUUAUGGAGCUGA